AUGGCCGAUGAUUUCCCCGUCACAAAACAAGUAUCCCAGGAUCCCGUGGUAACAGGCUUCUCUCAUCAUGCCGAUAACAUUGCCUCAGACCGGGAACCAUAUGGCCCCCCCGGUCUCAAGGGACUAUUAGCCAACCCUUUUGUUCUUCUAUGUGCCGCCUGCUCGACACUAGGUGGUUUACUCUUCGGUUAUGACCAGGGUGUCGUGUCAGUCAUUCUGGUCAUGGAUCAAUUCUUGCUUGAGUUUCCGCGCAUUGAUGAGGGUAACCCCGGCUCGGGCUUUGCGAAAGGAUUGUUGACUGCUAUGAUUGAGCUGGGGGCUUUAGUCGGUGCUUUGAAUCAGGGUUGGAUCGCUGAUAAGAUCUCCCGACGGUAUUCGAUUAUCGUCGCUGUUAUUAUCUUUACUGUUGGCUCUGUGCUUCAGACUGCUGCCGUUGGGUACCCCAUGCUGGUGGUGGCUCGGUUGAUUGGUGGUGUUGGAAUUGGCAUGUUGUCUAUGGUUGCACCAUUGUACAUCUCCGAAAUUAGUCCCCCUGAAUGCCGUGGUACCCUCUUGGUCCUUGAAGAAUGGUGUAUUGUCCUCGGAAUCGUGAUCGCUUUCUGGAUUACCUAUGGUACACAAUACAUGGUCGGCGAAUGGGCCUGGCGUCUCCCUUUCUUGCUGCAGAUGAUCCCGGGUUUCAUUCUUGCCGCAGGUGUUUACGCUCUUCCUUUCUCGCCUCGCUGGCUGGCUUCAAAGGGCCGCAAUGAUGAAGCACUAGAAAGUCUGGCUAGACUUCGUUCUCUGCCAACAUCCGACAGACGCAUUCGCCAGGAAUUUUUGGACAUUCAGGCUGAGGUGCGCUUCCACCAGGAGAUGAACAAAGAAAAGCACCCGGAAUUGCAGGGAGGCGGUAACAAGAACGCCAUUUUGCUUGAAAUUUCCUCUUGGGCCGAUUGCUUUAAAAAGGGCUGCUGGCGUCGCACUCACAUUGGUGUAGGAUUGGGUUUCUUCCAACAAUUCGUUGGUAUCAAUGCCCUGAUUUACUACUCGCCUACCCUGUUCGGGACCAUGGGUCUCGACUAUAGCAUGCAGCUCAUCAUGUCUGGUGUUCUCAACGUCGUGCAAUUGGUGGGUGUCACCACUAGUAUCUGGACAAUGGAUGUUGUCGGUCGUCGCAAGCUUUUGAUCUGGGGCGCAGCUUUAAUGGCCCUCUCGCACAUUAUCAUUGCCAUUUUGGUCGGCCUAUUCUCCUCGGAUUGGCCGUCACACAAAGCAGAGGGUUGGACUAGUGUGGCAUUCUUGUUGUUUUACAUGCUUUCAUUUGGAGCUUCCUGGGGUCCUAUUCCAUGGGCCUUGCCAUCUGAAAUUUUCCCGUCUUCCCUUCGUGCCAAGGGUGUCGCUCUGUCGACCUGCUCCAACUGGCUCAAUAACUUCAUCAUCGGCCUCAUCACUCCACCCCUCGUCCAAGAUACCGGCUACGGAGCCUAUGUUUUCUUCGCCAUCUUCUGUGUGCUCGCCGGAGUCUGGACAUACUUCUUCGUACCCGAAACCAAGGGUCGAACUCUCGAACAAAUGGACCACGUUUUCAAGGACAACUCUAGCGAAGCAGAGAAAGAGAAGAGGGCUGCAAUUGAAGCCCAGCUCAUUCAAGCCCAGUAUGAGACUGCUCAUCGCGAGUUUGCGUGA
Penicillium soppii is the source of this 1668-nucleotide messenger RNA. RefSeq names its product General substrate transporter. Lineage: Eukaryota; Fungi; Ascomycota; Eurotiomycetes; Eurotiales; Aspergillaceae. The record is from RefSeq and is a predicted model, not a curated record. The transcript has 5 exons. Gene Ontology annotation, biological process: carbohydrate transport; transmembrane transport. Gene Ontology annotation, cellular component: membrane. The coding region runs from base 1 to 1668 and encodes 555 amino acids. Gene Ontology annotation, molecular function: carbohydrate:proton symporter activity.